AAUAAUAAUAAUCAAGCAUGUAAAAUAUUUUAUCAGCAAAACUAGAAGUGCGUUGUUCUUCUCAAUUCUAUCAAACAUUAUAAAUGGUCCAACAUGGAAAUGGCUCCAGCAGCAGCCGGCAUGGGAAUGGAAUCAUCAUCAUCAUUAGCUGCAGCUUCUGCAAUUUGUACUGCAGCUGCACAGUCUGAAAGUAAUUACAUGGUCGAUUUUCAUCAACAACAUAACAUUCAUAUUGAUCAAAUAUAUGAUCAAUAUCAAGAUCAUAAUCAUGAUUUUGAUGAUCAUCAUCAUCUAUUUUUCUCGGAGUUGCUGGAAGAAUAUCAUGAUUUACAAAUCCCAUCUUGUCAAUCUUCUGGGAAAUUAGCUGCUUUGCAUCACCAUCAUCAACAAAAUCAAAGUAAUUAUGAAUAUUAUGGCUUAUUAUAUGGUUCUUGUGAGAAGUACUUUCAUAAAUAUUCCUCAUCCAAUAAUUUGCCAAAUCGAUCAGCGCUUUCUACUUUAUACUACAAACAGGACAAGUUCUUAGACAAUGGUGAUGAGGAACCUGUCUUAUUGGAUCCUCGAGUUCAAGGACAUGAUCAGCAGAAUAGUUGCUCUUCUGAUAAGCUGCCGGAGAAAGUGUGCUCAAAAUCUAAUAACGACGGGGAUGUAAUUUCUGCUGCUAACUCUGCUUCUUCUUCCAGGAGAGCUUCAAGAAGUAAACAGCGUAUCAAAUGGACUCAAGAUCUUCAUGAACGAUUUGUGGAGUGUGUGAAUUCCCUCGGUGGCGCUGACAAGGCAACUCCAAGGGCAAUACUGAAGCUGAUGAACUCAAAUAUGCUGAACAUCUUGCAUGUCAAAAGCCAUUUGCAGGAAUUGCAGAUGUAUCGCACUUCAAAGUAUAUAUCAGAAUAUAGACAGGGAAAAUCUGAGAAAUGCACGAUUACAAAUGACACACUUGAUCUCCACAUGAAAACUGAAUUAAUACAAAUCAAGGAAACCAUGAAACAAGUCAAUAUGCAUCUUCAUGACCAGCUAGAGACUCAGCACAAACUACGGCUGUUGCUUGAAGAACAAGAGGGACAACUGAAAAUGAUAUUUGACAAGCUACGAGACUCGCAAGCUUAGCUCAUGAGAUUAAAAAUAAUAAAAAUAAAGAAAAACAUUGAUAAAUAGAAAUUUGAUCUCCAUGAGAAAUCCAUGAUUGGAGAAAGAUCAGUGCUAACUGCUAAUCAAUGGUUUAACUGUCAUUGUAUUUAUGAUCAAUAUUGUCUACAUCAAUGGGUGUUGUGUUGCAAUCUUAUUUUCAAUAUAACACAAAGUUUUAAAUUAAGCAAUAAGUUUAAAAAAUAAAAUAAAAUUGAAUAUCAUAUUAAUUUAAGCUAAAUUAUAUAAUAUUUAAGUGAAAAAAAGGUCUUUUAAAAAAAAGAAGAAUUAAUUUCAA
Molecule: messenger RNA, 1423 nt
Organism: Ziziphus jujuba (common jujube)
Lineage: Eukaryota; Viridiplantae; Streptophyta; Magnoliopsida; Rosales; Rhamnaceae
Product: myb family transcription factor PHL13
Exons: 7
Coding region: 94-1107 (337 amino acids)
Molecular function (GO): DNA binding; DNA-binding transcription factor activity
Source: RefSeq, a predicted model, not a curated record